AUGGUGCUGGGCACGCACAGGCCUGCACUGGGCACAACCGUUGCAAAGACCGGCGAGGGCUGGACGUGCGAGCUGGAGGGCCAGAAGAUCCGCCACAACUUCAAAGGCGCCUACCUGCAUGCAAUGGGGCAGCCAGCUGAUGGGAAGACGCUGCAGCUGUCAGAGGCGGUGGAGCUUGUUACCGCCCUGCCCCUGAAAGAGGCUGAUGAUGUUGGCACCAUCCGGAGCGGCCUGCAGAAGAAAGCGGCGGGCAAGUGGACGCUCAAGUAUGUCUGCUCCCAUGCAUCCAAGUGCAGCUGCCCGUACACGCUGGAGUUGCGGCAUCCGGCUGGCAGCGAGGUGGUGAGCGUGUGGCAAACAGCGCCCCACCAGUUCCAUGACCCCACCAGCGCCGACAGCCAGGCCCAGCUCCGCAUGCACCCCCGCCUGGAGGCGAUGGCCACCGUGAUGAUCGAGAGUGGCGCCAAGCCCACGUCCAUCUGCACACGGCUGAACAACAUGGUGCAUGAUCCGGCCGACCCGCUGGGCCUCGGGGGCGGGACUACUGGGCUGCAGCACUUCAGCAGCGCCCGUGUUAGCAUCAUCCCGCGGCAGAUCUAUGUGCUGAUAAAGAAGCUGUGGCGUGCUGAAGGCUUGGGCCUCACCAGCGAUGGGCAGGCGAUGGCGGCUCUGAUUGAUGAGCUGAGAAGGGAGGGCUCUGUGCUGUCCUACCAGCCCUACAAACAGGCUGGCAGGCGCAGCGGGGAGCAGCCGCUGGUGAUUGUGAUGCAAGCGUCCUUCCAGGCGCGCAUGCUGGACCAGUUUGGGCGGCGGCUGGUGCAAGAUGAGAGCGGGCGCGGGGUGCCGGUCAGCUUCAUGGUGUGCAGCUCGGAUACGGUGGAGGUGGUGGAGCACUUCCUGCGCACAUCGAUGGAAGGGCUGGCGUCCACCGGGCAUGCCGAAGGAUACCUGCUCUGCUACUUCCACUUCCUGCAAGAUUGGGAACGCUUCCUCAGCAGCGGCGACGCGGGUGUUCCUAAGGCUGAGCGGCACCGCAUCAUGCUGGCGCUGGCUCGCCUAGCCCACAUGCAAGACCAAGCCCCGUUCCAACAAGAGCUGGCCUGCUUCAUCUUGAGCAACAGCCAGCAGCACCCCCCGGUGGCGCAGCGCAUGCAGAACAGCUGGGUGCCGUGCGCCGAGAAGUGGGCAUGGUGUGGGCGGCUGGACGUGCUGGACCUGCAGUGCAACACAAGCAACCUCGGGGAGCGCAACUUUGGCCUCAUUAAGUACACCGACCUGGAGCGCAGGGCGCAGCUGACGCUACACGAGCUGCUGCUACAGCUGCUCACCAAGACAGUGCCCCGCAACAUCCAGAACCGCGCCCACAUGCUGGUGGGGCGGGUGACCAGCGACCAGCAGCAGCGCGAGCAAAGGGCAGCACUGUGGGUGCAAAAGCUGGUUGAACGCGGUGCGGUGGUGCCAGCAGCGGAUAGCAGCACCCCAGAGCUCACCCUGAUGCAGCAAGGAGAGGAUGCGCCACCCGUGCACUCGUGUGUGGGCGAUCUCAGCUGCUCCUGCGGCUACAGUGCGGAGCAUGUGUGCGUCCACGUGCGGGCAGCCGCUAAGGUCGUCGGCUACACACACAAGCUGCGGCUGGAGACGGCAGCGCACCUGGUGGAGGCUGGGCUGAUUCAGGUGGUCGAGGUGACAGGCAGCUGCACCACCUCCACGCUGGCCGACAUCACCAAGGCGGUGCACUGCAGGCCGCACGAGGGUGCCUGCACCUGCCACGGCCAAGACCAGCACGGCAUCUGCUGCCACUUGCUGGCUGCCGAGAAGCUGCCAUUCUUUGUGGGAGCAGAGCUGCCGAUGGUGGUGCAGCUGGCAACGCCAGAAGCCGCAUCUGAGCGCAUUUUGAUUAAGGGGCGCGUCUUCCAGCAGCCCACCAGCGAGCCGUUGGGCGAUGACUGGGGGCAGGACCUGCGCAUGCUUACCCGCGUGCGGCAGACCAGUGCCACAGCCAUCAAACAAGUGGUUACCAAUGCCGCCGACACCACAGCAGCAACACGCGCCGACCUGAACUACGUCGGCCGCACAGUGGCAGAUCUGGCGGAGGGGGAGGAGAAGCAGGCUCUGUGCAAAGCCGUGAAAGACCUGCAGAGCAAGGCGGAGGAGAUGCGCCAGGCGGCACGCUUGGAGCCCACCAAGACGGCGGCAGCAGAGCGCAGCGACCCCUUGCCCACCCUGCGCCAGAAGGACAAGUCGGCAAGGAAGAAGAAGCGCCGCACAGAGGCAGCAGUGGGGGCGGCGGUGUAG
Molecule: messenger RNA, 2295 nt
Organism: Chlorella variabilis
Lineage: Eukaryota; Viridiplantae; Chlorophyta; Trebouxiophyceae; Chlorellales; Chlorellaceae
Exons: 9
Coding region: 1-2295 (764 amino acids)
Source: RefSeq, a predicted model, not a curated record